Messenger RNA from Thamnophis sirtalis, 423 nucleotides. The record is from RefSeq and is a predicted model, not a curated record. Lineage: Eukaryota; Metazoa; Chordata; Lepidosauria; Squamata; Natricidae.
AUGUAUUGGAUAAACCAGUAUUGGCAGGCUUUACGCAAUAUGAGUUUCCCUGAAAUUCCAGUAGAAGAAACUCCUGAAAAUGAUGGGGAGCCAAGCACUUUGUCACUCAGUAUCUGUGAACGGUCUUCUCCAGCAACAUCAAGUGAAGCCUUCACACCAAAGGAGGGAUCUCCUUAUAAAGCUCAAAUAUAUAUACCUGAUGACAUCCCAAUUCCAUCAGAGUUUGAGCUUCGAGAGUCAAAUAUACCUGGAGCCGGAUUAGGGAUAUGGACAAAACAGAAGAUUGAAGUAGGUGAAAGAUUUGGACCAUAUGUAGGAGAACAUCAACAAAGUCUUAAAAACACCAAUAAUGGAUGGGAGGAAAAGAAUGAGUUGUUAUUUGAACAUUUUAACCGAAUGAGGAUUUUGGAACAAUGCAUGUAA